AUGGGAGGUAUUAUCAAUACUUUACAUUCUUUAGGUUCUGCUGUUAAAUGGCCUUUCAGGAAUGAGAAGUCGACGGCUCAUCGCGACAAAUCCAAAUGGUGCGAAUUCCAUGGAGACCAUGGGCAUCACACUGAUGAGUGCGUCGCUCUAAGGCGAGAAGUAUCCCACCUGCUGAAGCAAGGAUACCUAAAAGACUUGCUGACGGAGAAAGGUAAGCAGACGGUGUCGAAAGACGGCGACCGACGUCAACCGCCGUCAUCCCCACCGCACGUCAAGGUAAUCAAUGUCAUUAGUGGUGGUUCAGAUAUCUGUGGACUAACAUAUUCUGCAGCUAAGCGGCAUGCACGAGACGGUCUGAAUCAAGACGCCGUCCCUAAAGAACUUCGUCACCCUCGUGACAUCGAGCUGGAAGCCAUGCCAAUCACCUUCGAUGACGCCGAUCUCGGUGACGACAGGGACAUACACCAUGACGGCCUGGUAAUAUCUCUAACUGUCAGUAAUUGCUUGCUAAAACGUGUGUUAGUGGUACAAUGGCAGUUCAGCAAACAUCCUGAUGAAGGCGCUUUAGAGGACAUGGGGAUCGAUGAACGUCGUCAUCCGCAAAUCUACCGUCCUUGUCGGAUUCAGCGGAGAAUCCAAGCACACCAUGGGAGAAGUGACCUGCCCACCUUCGCCAAGGGAGUUAACAUGCCAACUAAAUUUUAUGUCAUUGACUGCCCUUCUUCUUACAAUGUGAUUUUAGGCAGGCCAUGGAUCCAUAGCAUGAAGGCUGUCCCCUCGUCGUUCCAUCAAUCUUUGAAGUUCCCUACCAAGUGGGGAGUGCAGGAAAUCAAAGGGGACAGACGGAUCGCGAAGGAAUGCUACAAGACGUCCUUGAAGCCGAGAAAAUCAGAAGCAUAG
This is a messenger RNA of Beta vulgaris subsp. vulgaris (sugar beet), 900 nucleotides long. RefSeq lists its product as uncharacterized. The record is from RefSeq and is a predicted model, not a curated record. The transcript has a single exon. Lineage: Eukaryota; Viridiplantae; Streptophyta; Magnoliopsida; Caryophyllales; Amaranthaceae. The coding region runs from base 1 to 900 and encodes 299 amino acids.